AUGGCGCUAGAAAUAACGGUAAAGCACAUGACAAGCGGCGGAGUCGUUGUUUCUUGUCUUUUUGCACUUGUAUUGUAUUCUGUCGUCUUUGUAGUGUACAGAAGAUAUCUCCACCCUCUUUCAAAGUAUCCUGGGCCAUUCCUUCAUUCAGUUUCUGGGCUUCCAGCCGCUUUGUCGCUCCUGCGCGGUCGAUAUGCGUUUGACAAUAAGUUGCUUCACGAGAAAUAUGGGCCAGUCAUUCGCAUCGGCCCAAAUGAGCUUGCCUUCUGUACCUCGCAGUCAAUGCAGGAUAUUUACGGCUUUCGCCCGGGACAUCAGAACAUGAAAAAAUCUCCGCUCCACACAGGGCCGGUCAAGGUAGGACAGACUACGACCCUUCAAUAUGUGCCAAGCGAUGAAGAUCAUGGACGCCAAAGGCGAGCUCUAAGUCAUGCCUUCUCUCACCAAGCACUCAUGGAUCAGGAACCAAUUAUUCAAGGCUACAUGACCAAAGUUAUUGAUCAUUUACGAGUUCUCGCGAAAGAGAAGAAGUCGUUUGACAUCUGCGACUGGUUUAAUUACUUUACCUUCGACACGAUGGGUGACCUCGCCUUUGGAGAGAGUUUCGGCUGCUUGGAUCGAGGCGAGUACCAAGAAUGGGUGGAUAUGCUGUUUAUGACGAUAAAAGACGGCACAUUGAUACAAUUCUCGAGGCGAGUUGGGGGCAUAGGCACCUGGGCGCAGUCAAUCCUGAUGCGUAUUCUUGGUGUUGGAGACGCUGGGACGUAUCAUGUCCAUCACACGCGCGAAAAGGUGCUGAAGCGGUUCAAAAUGCAAGAGAUUGACCACCGUGACUUCAUCUGGUACAUUCUGCGACAGAAAGAAAAGGGGUUCGAACUGACCCAAGACGAGAUCAUUGCCAACGCGGGCCUUUUCAUCGUGGCUGGAAGUGAAACGACCGCGAACGCACUGUCUGGUCUCAUGGCCCGCUUAAUUUGGAACCCACGUUGCUACGAGCUGCUGACGAAGGAGCUCCGUAGCACAUUCUCCUCGGAUGAUUCGAUCACGUUCAAGGCAAUUUCGAACCUACCAUAUCUGAACGCGUGUAUUGAGGAAAUAUUACGAGUUCACCCACCUGUUCCUGCCGGUCCACCCAGAAUAGUGCCUCCAGGCGGCGACACGAUCGACGGUAUCUGGGUGCCCGGCGGCGUCACUGUAUCGGUUGGCCAAUGGUCAGCUUGUCACAGCUCGACGCAUUUCCGAAGCCCGGAUGAAUUUCUGCCGGAGCGCUGGCUGGAUCCCGCGUACAGCAGCGACGUGAAGAAAGCUGUUCAACCGUUCUCUGCUGGCCCACGAAAUUGCCUCGGGAAGAACCUUGCCUACAUGGAGAUGCGACUGGUGGUCGCACGGCUGCUGUGGAAUUUUGACCUGAUAUCUGUGGACGGUGCUCCACUUUGGGAUCCCUCUGGGGAAAUGAGAUAUAAGAAAGCGUUUAUGGUCUGGGAGAAGCAACCUAUCAUGGUUCGAUUGAAUGACUUGAGAGCUCAUUGA
This is a messenger RNA of Verruconis gallopava, 1530 nucleotides long. RefSeq lists its product as uncharacterized. The transcript has a single exon. NCBI's taxonomy places the organism in Eukaryota, Fungi, Ascomycota, Dothideomycetes, Venturiales, Sympoventuriaceae. Bases 1 to 1530 code for a protein of 509 amino acids. The record is from RefSeq and is a predicted model, not a curated record. Gene Ontology annotation, molecular function: heme binding; monooxygenase activity; oxidoreductase activity, acting on paired donors, with incorporation or reduction of molecular oxygen.